CAUGGAGAAGCUACACACACAGCAGCCAGUCAGGAUGUCAGCAGCAUCAUCAGUGUCCCUACAGUGAGGAUUACACAGUGGAAGUCUCAAUGGCUGCGUUCGCUGCUCGUUUUCUGCCUCCAGCUUGAACUUCGACCAUCUAUACUGAAGACGAGCUUGAGCAAAUUCAAUUUUUCCUUGCAGCUGGAUUAUUUCUAUGUCAAACAUCAUCUUUUCUACAAACUUUUCUACAGAAUGAAGCAUCAAGACCAAACAACUGUGGGAUCUUUCAAACUUGUAAUGCUUUGACGAAGGUUGUGUGAUGGAGUGCAGAUGGACGGACAAAAACACAUGACACUCAUCUAACACCAAGUGUCAGCCUGGUUCCUGGCUGACUGAUCUGUGCCUGACAUGCAGACCUUCUACCAGCCCGCGGGUCUCUACCUGGACCCCGGCCUGAUUCAGCGGCGCGUCCUGGAGGAUCAAGUGGAGCUGUGGUGGUUCAGAGAGCCCCGCCGCUCCCUGCUGUGCUACUGCGCCUCCGUGGCCCUCAUAGUGGGGCUGGGCCUGGGCGGCGUGGGCCUCCUCUCCACGACGACCAGCCUGUCCGGGGAGUGGCGCCUCGGGGUGGGCACCACCCUCUGCCUCUUAGCCCUGGCCGUCCUGCUCAAGCAGCUCCUCAGCUCUGCCAUCCAGGACAUGAACUGCGUGCGCAGCUGGCGUCGGAUCGACCAGCUGAAGAGCGGCGGCAGGGCCGACCCGGCGCUCAUGUUGGCCGUGGGGCUGGCGGUGAUGCUCUGCGGGGCGGUUCUUCUCUGCGUGGCCACGGUCGGCAGCCGAGGUCACGACAGCAACGAGAUGUUGGUGUCCGGCCUGGUGCUGAUGGCUGCCGGGGCGGGCAUGGCUCUGGCUGUAGCCGGCUACGGCCUCCUCAUCUUCCUCAAGAGAAGAAGAGAGCAGAGAAGGAGGAUGAUGAUGAGGAUGAGCAGAGUGAGGAGGCUCGGGGGGCGAACUGUCAGGGUGUUCAGUGUCUCGGGAGGACAGAUGAGUCAGGCCAGGAGAGAGACGUUCUCCAGCAGGACCAGCCUGAUCUAAAUGAGAAAAAAAAACUCAGAGAAAAAGAUACUUUUAACCCAUAAGAACCCGUGGUGACACCUGUGUAACAAACACUUUCAAUCUUCUAGAAUCUCCCAUAUUCAGCUUUAUGCUUCACCUUAACUCAUUACAUCCCUAAGUGACACACACUGCAAAAAAAGAAAAGUCGGGUGGACUCAAAAUUUCAAGGCAACAAACUUCCAUAAAAUUUUAAGUUGGACAUUUAAACUAAAUAUUUUAAGUUAGUACAACUGUAAGUUAUAAUUUUACAUUGUAAUAACUUUUAAUCCUUACUUCUGCUAACUUCUGCAAUGAGCUGAAUUGGCACGAUUGUAACGGCGCUAUGAAAUGUCAGCUAAUGUUGCGACCACAAUUUUGAGUUAGCUUUGAUAUGCUAACGGCUACUCUUGUAGCUGUAGCAAGCAGCGUGGCUACCAUCAGUUAGCCGCUAGCAUUAGUUAGCCGCUAGCAUCAGUUAGCCACUAGCAUCAGUUAGCCGCUAGCAUUAGUUAGCUGCUAGCUUUCGCGAAUGACCGAAAACCUGUUUGUGUUUAAAUGUUGAAAAUGAAUAGGUUGCCUUCUCCAACAAAGACGUACAACACUGCACAACACAGCUCAGAAUAAAAUUCACGUAUCAUUUUAAUUAAUUUAAUUAAGGGUUGUGGACUCAAGCUAAGGGAGCAGAGCCACAAUGAGACUUCAAGUGCAUUGCCAACUUGGAAAGUUGGCUUUCAGCAUUUCACAACAAAGAAAUAAGAGUUAGCAGAACUAUUGUCCCUUGUUGUGAACCCCAACUUAAAGAUAUAAGUAACAACAACUCACAAACUUGUUUUUGAGCAGACAACUGGCUUCCUUUGUUGUGCUAACUUACUUUAUUGCCCUAAAUGUCAAUAAUUUAUAUUUCCAAGUUUUAUCAACUUAAAUCACUGUUUUAGGCCAAAAAAUACAUAUUGGCUUUUUUGUAGUGUGUGACAGUCAUGUGACUUUGACACUUAUUUAUAUACAGUCUAUGCUUUGACAAGAAGUGAAAAAUGUGGCUGUGACUGGCAACAAAAAUGUGAAAAAGUAGCUUAUUUCAAAAAGCUUAUUUUCUGUUAUGAGGCUAAGUUUAAACCCAUUUAACAAUUCUAAUCCAUUAAUAGGGAACUGAACAAAUUAAAGUCAUAAUUUUGAUAUGGAGAUGCAAACAAAAAGGCAAAUGGUUAUUUGUUUUUUAUUUAUUAUUGAUUUAUUAUUAUUUUGUUACUUAAAAACAAAUCUGAAAAAUAAUUUGUUGUUGAUGCAAAGAAAAAGGCAAAUGUGUGUUUCUGUGAGCAGAAAAUGUGUCUAGUUGGUUUUUAAAAAAAAAAAAGAAAUCCCAUAAUGUAUCAUAUAUGUCACAUCACAGAUCUUUGACAUUUUUUUUUUAAAAACAUCAUAAAUGUGUUCUAUGUGGUCCACUUGGUCUGUUGCGUAACCCCAUAAUUUUCCUUUAAGGAUUACUGGGUCUGGGUUCUUAUGGGUUAAAAAAAUGUCUCAAAGACGUACAAAAAGAAGAACGAAGUGGCACAUCAGAAGCCUUAGUCUUGGCAUUCACUGCUGUUUCUUUCAGGUCUUUUUUGUUUCCCUUUGCACACAUACAUGAAUGCAUCCAAAUAGUUUAUCUGAUUACAACAUUUUUGAUACAUCUGAGCAAUUAUGGUUGAGAAUAAAGAGUUUAUUCUGUUCACAAAAAAUAUAUUCUCUGUGUUAAUUAUGCUUCUUUUCUCUACUUCUGACUUAAAAAUCAAGGUUGGGUUGAUGAAAUACUUUUCCUUUCAUGCUCAGAUGCCUGCCUCCCACUUACAAUCUGGCAUUUUCUCCACAACAAAGAUAAUCAAAUGUGAAGAUGUUU
This is a messenger RNA of Centropristis striata (black sea bass), 2947 nucleotides long. RefSeq names its product transmembrane protein 125b (gene tmem125b). The transcript has 2 exons. The coding region runs from base 391 to 1074 and encodes 227 amino acids. The record is from RefSeq and is a predicted model, not a curated record. Lineage: Eukaryota; Metazoa; Chordata; Actinopteri; Perciformes; Serranidae.